AUGUUCAAUGUAGGCACCGUUGAUCACACGGCACGCAUCAAAUCCGUCAUCUUCCAACUUCUCUUGCAUUGCAAUGCAAAAGUCACGACGAGCUGGUUUAUCAGUGUCCGGCAACUACCAUGCACACGCACAUAUACACACACACGCACGCGCACGCGCACGCGCACACUCGCAUUUCAACUAUUCUUUUUCUCGGUCUCUCUUUCUCACACACACUCUCAUUCCCAAUCAUUCUCGCUGUUCUUUCUUUUUCUCCCUGUCUCUUUUUCUCUGUUUCUCUCUCUCUCUUUCUUUCUCUCUCUCUUUUUCUUUCUCUCUCUCUUCCUCUCUCUUUUUCUUUCCCUUUCUCCACCCCCACCCUUACACACAAAAGCAUGCCUUUGCUCAUUCUCCCUUACUUGCACAUAUAUACACAAACUUAAUGGUUCUUUAUAUCAUUUCCUCUUUCUUUCUCUCUCUCUUGCCUAUACUUUUUUCUCCCCCUCUUUCAAACACAUAGCCAUCUCCCUCUUUUUCUCUCUUUCACACACACAGUCAAAUACACAACCUUGUUCUCUCUCUUUCUUUUAUACGAACUCGUGCCUCUAUUUUUUGUCUCUUUCUUUCUCUUGUCUUCUCACUCUAGCAGACAUAAAAAGCAUUCUUUCUCCCUCCCUCCAUCCCUCCCUCGUCCCUCCCUCCCUCGCUCUAACUCACACACAUUUUUCCGAUUCAUUUUUCCUUUCUCUCUCUCUUCCCAACCUUGCUCUUUCUUCUUCUCUUUUUCUUUUUCUUUACAUACCUCUCUCUCUCUCUCUCUCUCUCUCUCACACACACGCACACAAGUUCCCAACAUCGCUCUUUCUUCUUAUUCUUUUCUUUACCUACCUCUCUCUCUCUCUCUCUCUCUCUCUCUCACACACACACACAAGUUCCCAACCUUGCUCUUUCAUCUUCUCUUUCUCUUUUUCUUUACCUACCUCUCUCUUUCUCUCUCUCUCUCUCUCAAACACACACACACAAUUUCCCAACCUUGCUCUUUCUUCUUCUCUUUUUCUUUUUCUUUACCUACCUCUCUCUCUCUUUCUCUCUCUCUCUCUCUCAAACACACACACAAGUUCCCAACCUUGCUCCUUCUUCUUCUUCUUUUCUUUACCUAACUCUCUCUUUCUCUCUCUCUCACACAGACACACAAGUUCCCAACCUUGCUCUUUCUUUUUUUUUUCUUUACCUACCUCUCUCUUUCUCUCUCUCCCUCUCUCUCACACACACACACAAGUUCCCACCCUUGCUCCUCCUUCUUCUUUUAUUUACCUACCUCUCUCUUUAUCUCUAUCUCUCACCCCCCACACACAACCUCUUUCUUUUCUCUUCUCCCACACACAUACACUCCCACAUAUAUACACGCAAGUUCCCAAACUUUCUGCUUCUCUUUUUCUACCCUCUCUCUCUCUCUCUCUCUCUCUCUCUCUCACUCUCUCAUUCAAGUACAAACGUUCAUCAUUUCCCUGCAGUUGCAAAAUAUCUAAACAAUUAUUUUUCCACUUAUAUAAAUAUUUACAUCUUGGGAACUAA
Messenger RNA from Acanthosepion pharaonis, 1554 nucleotides. The record is from the annotation of a GenBank genome assembly. Lineage: Eukaryota; Metazoa; Mollusca; Cephalopoda; Sepiida; Sepiidae.